AUGGCAAAAGGUAAAAAAGACGAUUUGAAAACAGUAACUGCUGAACCAUUGGAUUCAAUUGAUGAUUCCAAGUUGGAGAGGAAAGAGACUCCGGUUUCAGGCGAUAACGAAACUACUGAAACUACUGAAACCACUGACACUGCGAAGGAAUCAACAACAAGCGAAAGGGUAUCUGAAAUUAACUCGAAGCUGUCCAAAGAUAAUUCGGAGAAGGAAGCUCCUAUUGAAGAAGUGCCACUUGAUGAUGACAAAAGUGGCACCGCUGUGAAAGAUAGCAAAUCCAAGGAUAAGGACGAUGAUGCAGCAGCAACGACAAUCAAAGCUUCAUCCACCAAGUCUCAACUGCAAUCGCAAUCUACCGAAUCUGGCGAUUCUGUACCCCCACCACCCCCACCGAAAAGACCCAAAGACCCAGUCGAACAAAUUGUCCAAGAUUUAAAAGAUGCAUUCCCACAGAGUGACGACAAGAUAAUCACCGCAGUCUUGAUUGCAUCUCAAGGAAACCCCGAGCCGGCAUUUGGCGCACUACUCUACUUGUCUGAUCCCACAUUCAAGCCUGACAUUCCCGUUUAUCCCCAACACCAACCCACUGCCAACCCGCGUGCUGCUUUUGGCAGUGGAAUAGUGAGAAGUAGGGCUCCUAGUGAUACGUCACAUACAUUUACUGAUGAUGAGAUAUUGGCUCGUAAGUUGCAGAAGGAGUUUGAGUUGGAGGAUGAGAGACAGAGACGCAGGCGCGAAGAGAAGGCGAGGCAGAGGCAGUUUCAUGGAGAGAGGGGUAGUCGAGGAGCCGGUGGUAGUGCUGGCUCGCGUUCAAGUCGUGAGCGUGUUCGUCCUCGUCGUAGUGGAGAUGGUGAUGAAGAUGAUUUCGAUCAGUCUCCUGACGAGUUUGAAACUAUAAAGGAGACAUUCACACAAGGUUUGGAAGAGGCUAGAACCACAAUCAAUGGAUGGGUCUCUGGAUUAGCCAAGAAGUUCGAUAAUGCCAGUGCAAACAAGGGAGGUGCAAGAUAUGACCGAGCAAAUGACGAUGAUUAUGACUACGAUUAUGCCCAUGAUGAUCGUAGAUAUGAAUCACGCGGUGGUGCAGCUGCUGGUGCUGGUGCUGGCCGUCAACAAUUUGGCAGUAAAUCACAUCGUGAUGGAGGCAACAAUUUUGGUAAUUUGGGCGGUGGCCGAUACUAUGAUGACUGGAGACAUAAAAACAAUCGUACUCGAUUCGAUGAGGAUCCUCAGAUUAUUACUGGCGAUUUCCAGGAUCAAAUCACCAUCACUGAUCGUGAUGAUGGCUCCAAGGGGGAAGUCGAAGGCGGCAACAAGAACAAGAGUAAUAGUAGCAGGAGUCGAGGUGGUGCAGGUGGAGUUCUGAAGGAUGGAAAAGAUGCUAAAAGUGAAGAUGAUCCAGAGACGACACCUACUUUGCCUCGUCGUCCAAGAAUGUCGAGCGAUGUUGCUGAUGAUUCAAGAAAGGAGCAUGUUUCCGGCGCAGCAUCUAAUGAGAAAAAGACCAUUGGUGGUGCAAGAGCUGGUGCAGCAACAACUGCUGCUACUACCGACAAUGCGUUUCUGGUUGAUGAUAGUGAUGACGAUGAUGAGGGUAGCAAUUUAGUAAAGAGCAAGUGA
Molecule: messenger RNA, 1623 nt
Organism: Lodderomyces theae
Lineage: Eukaryota; Fungi; Ascomycota; Pichiomycetes; Serinales; Debaryomycetaceae
Gene: CUE5
Product: ubiquitin-binding protein
Exons: 1
Coding region: 1-1623 (540 amino acids)
Biological process (GO): ubiquitin-dependent protein catabolic process
Cellular component (GO): cytoplasm
Molecular function (GO): ubiquitin conjugating enzyme binding; ubiquitin binding
Source: RefSeq, a predicted model, not a curated record